GAAGCAGAUCUGUUGCCUUGAAUCAGAUGGGUGUUUGGAUUAUGCCUUCUUGGGUGACUUUGUCCGUGCAGUGUGGAGCUCUUCUGCCAGUAAAUGGUUUUUCCCCGGAGUCAUGUCAAAUAUUUUUUGGAAUCACUGCCUGCCUUUCUCAGGUGUCGUCUGAAGACAGAAGCGCCCUGUGGGCUUUGGUCACGUUCUAUGGGGGGGAUUGCCAGCUGACCCUCAAUAAGAAAUGCACGCAUUUGAUUGUUCCAGAACCAAAGGGGGAGAAAUAUGAAUGUGCUUUAAAGCGAGCAAGUAUUAAAAUUGUAACUCCUGACUGGGUCCUGGACUGCGUAUCUGAGAAAAGCAAAAAGGAUGAAGCAUUUUAUCAUCCUCGUCUGAUUAUUUAUGAAGAGGAAGAAGAGGAGGAAGAGGAGGAAGAGGACGUAGAAAAUGAGGAACAUGAUUUCCACCAUGAGGGCAGCACAGAUGAAAAGUCGAGCCCUGCGAGCUCUCAGGAAGUGUCUCCUACAGGAGACCAGCCGCUUUCGCCCAAGUCACACACCGAGAAAUCCAAAGGGGAGCUAAUGUUUGAUGACUCUUCAGACUCUUCUCCUGAGAAACAAGAGAGAAACUUAAACUGGACCCCAGCGGAGGUCCCGCAGUUAGCUGCGGCCAAGCGCAGGCUGCCUCAGGGGAAGGAGCCUGGGUUGAUUAAUUUAUGUGCCAAUGUCCCGCCGGUCCCAGGUAACAUUUUGCCUCCUGAUGUCCGGGGUAAUUUAAUGGCUUCUGGACAAAAUCUCCAAAGUUCCGAAAGAUCAGAAAUGAUAGCUGCCUGGAGUCCAGCUGUGCGGACGUUGAGAAACAUUACUAACAAUGCUGACAUUCAGCAGAUUAACCGACCGUCAAAUGUAGCGCACAUAUUACAGUCCCUUUCAGCACCUACAAAAAAUUUAGAACAGCAGGUGAAUCACAGCCAGCAGGGACAUGCAAAUGCCAAUGCAGUGCUGUUUAGCCAAGUGAAAGUGACUCCAGAGACACACAUGCUACAGCAGCAGCAGACCCAGCAGCAGCAGCAGCAGCAGCAGCACCCGGUUCUGCACCUUCAGCCCCAGCAGAUCAUGCAGCUCCAGCAGCAGCAGCAGAUUUCCCAGCAGCCCUACCCCCAGCCACAGGCGCACCAGUUUCCACAGCAGCAGCAACAGCAGCAAGUCCAUCAGCAUCCGUUUUCACAGCAACAGCUACAGUUUCCACAGCAACAGUUGCAUCCUCAACAGCAGCUGCAUCGCCCUCAGCAGCAGCUACAGCCGUUCCAGCAACAGCAUGCCCUGCAGCAGCAGUUACAUCAGCUGCAGCAGCACCAACUGCAACAGCAGCAGCUCGCGCAGCUUCAGCAGCACAACCUGCUACAGCAGCAGCAACAGCAGCAGCAAAUUCAGCAGCAGCAGCAGCUCCAGCAGCAGCAGCUCCAGCGCAUACACCAACAGCAGCAGCAGCAGCAAAUGCAAAAUCAAUCAGCACAACACUUGAGUCAAACAUCCCAGGCACUACAGCAUCAGGUCCCACCUCAGCAGCCCCAGCCCCAGCCCCCGCAGCAGCCGCCGCCGCCACAGCAGCAGCAGCUUUUUGGACAUGAUCCAGCAGUGGAGAUUCCAGAAGAAGGCUUCUUGCUGGGCUGUGUGUUUGCAAUUGCGGAUUAUCCAGAGCAGAUGUCUGAUAAACAGCUGCUGGCCACCUGGAAAAGGAUAAUCCAGGCGCACGGUGGCGCUGUGGACCCCACACUCACCAGCCGAUGCACACACCUCCUCUGCGAGAGUCAGGUCAGCGGCGUGUAUGCCCAGGCAAUAAGAGAAAGAAAGAGAUGCAUCACUGCACACUGGUUAAACACAGUCUUGAAGAAGAAGAAAAUGGUGCCCCCUCACCGAGCCCUGCACUUCCCAGUGGCAUUCCCACCAGGAGGAAAGCCGUGCUCACAGCAUAUUAUUUCUGUGACUGGAUUUGUUGAUAGUGACAGAGAUGACCUAAAGCUAAUGGCUUAUUUGGCAGGUGCCAAGUAUACGGGUUAUCUGUGCCGCAGCAACACAGUCCUCAUCUGUAAAGAACCAGCUGGUUUAAAGUACGAGAAAGCCAAGGAGUGGAGGAUCCCCUGUGUGAACGCCCAGUGGCUGGGCGACGUCCUCCUGGGAAACUUCGAGGCACUGCGGCAGAUUCAGUACGGCCGUUACACCGCAUUCAAUCUACAGGAUCCCUUCGCCCCGACUCAGCAUUUAGUCUUAAAUCUUCUAGAUGCCUGGAGAGUUCCAUUAAAAGUGUCAGCAGAGUUGUUGAUGGGUGUAAGACUACCUCCCAAACUGAAACAAAAUGAAGUCACUAAUACCCAGCCUUCUUCUAAAAGAGCCAGAAUUGAAGACAUCCCACCUCCCACCAGGAAGCUCACCCCAGAAUUGACCCCCUUUGUGCUUUUCACUGGAUUUGAGCCUGUCCAAGUGCAGCAGUAUAUCAAGAAGCUCUACAUUCUUGGUGGGGAGGUUGCCGAGUCUGCGCAGAAGUGCACACACCUCAUUGCUAGCAAGGUGACGCGCACAGUGAAGUUCCUGACGGCCAUUUCUGUAGUGAAGCACAUAGUAACACCGGAGUGGCUAGAAGAAUGCUUCAAGUGUCAGAAAUUCAUUGAUGAGCAGAACUACAUUCUCCGAGACGCUGAGGCCGAGGUGCUUUUCUCUUUCAGUUUGGAAGAGUCCUUAAAACGGGCACAUGUUUCUCCACUUUUUAAGACAAAAUAUUUUUACAUCACACCUGGAAUCUGCCCAAGUCUUUCAACCAUGAAGGCAAUUGUGGAAUGUGCGGGAGGAAAAGUGUUAUCUAAGCAGCCGUCUUUCCGGAAGCUCAUGGAGCAUAAGCAGAAUAAGAGUUUGUCAGAGAUAAUCUUAAUAUCCUGUGAAAAUGACCUUCACUUAUGUCGAGACUAUUUUGCCCGAGGAAUAGAUGUGCAUAAUGCGGAGUUCGUGCUCACUGGCGUGCUCACACAAACGCUGGACUACGAGUCAUAUCCUUUUUGA
Messenger RNA from Propithecus coquereli (Coquerel's sifaka), 3041 nucleotides. It is a transcript of the gene PAXIP1, whose product is annotated as PAX interacting (with transcription-activation domain) protein 1. Gene Ontology annotation, biological process: positive regulation of transcription initiation by RNA polymerase II. The transcript has 19 exons. The record is from RefSeq and is a predicted model, not a curated record. The coding region runs from base 27 to 3041 and encodes 1004 amino acids. Lineage: Eukaryota; Metazoa; Chordata; Mammalia; Primates; Indriidae. Gene Ontology annotation, cellular component: nucleus.